Molecule: messenger RNA, 933 nt
Organism: Bombina bombina (fire-bellied toad)
Lineage: Eukaryota; Metazoa; Chordata; Amphibia; Anura; Bombinatoridae
Product: olfactory receptor 1C1-like
Exons: 1
Coding region: 1-933 (310 amino acids)
Biological process (GO): G protein-coupled receptor signaling pathway
Cellular component (GO): membrane
Molecular function (GO): G protein-coupled receptor activity; olfactory receptor activity
Source: RefSeq, a predicted model, not a curated record
AUGGGAAAUCAAACAGUGUACGAAUUUCAUCUUUCUGGACUCGCAAACCAUUUCCAGACUCAGUGCCUUCUUUUUGUCCUUUUCCUUCUUAUCUACCUGAUGACCAUCAGCACAAACCUUCUCAUCCUUUUCCUGGCAUUCAUUGACUCUCAGCUUCAUACACCCAUGUACUUCUUCCUCGGGAACCUGGCGUUUAUAGACAUGUCUUACUCCUCUGUGACCGUACCAAGGAUGCUCUGUGAUGUCUUCACUACAAACAGAACAAUAUCUCUCCCUGCUUGUAUAACUCAAGUCUUCUUCUUUAUUUAUUUUGCUAGCUCUGAGCUAUUUCUGUUGGCUGCAAUGUCCUAUGAUAGAUAUGUUGCCAUCUGCCACCCUCUGCAUUAUAUUCAAAUCAUGUCCUGGAAAGUCUGUACACAGUUCAUAUCUGUGGUUUGGACCCUUGGUUUCCUAUAUUCUUUGGUGCACACUCUCUGCUCACUCAGACUGACCUUCUGUGGUUCAAACAUAAUCCAUAAUUUCUUUUGUGACCUCCCUCAUUUAUUCCAGCUGUCCUGUACUGACACUUUAGUCAACAUUGUAGUAAUAUUGAUUGUAGGAGGAAUUCUAGGAAUUGCUGCUUUAGCUGUUACAUUUAUUCCUUAUACCUAUAUCCUUAGUACUGUCCUCCAAAUCAGAAGCUCUGGAGGGAAACGGAAAGCUCUCUCUACCUGCACGUCCCAUCUAACAGUUGUAUUAAUCUUCUAUGGUUCCAUCAUUUUUAUUUACUUUAUUCCCGCAACAAGCUACAUGUUUGAGGUAAAUAGGUUGGUUAAUGUCAUUUAUGCCGUUAUUAACCCUUUACUAAAUCCACUAAUCUACAGCUUGAGAAAUAAAGAUCUGAAAGAUGCCCUUAGAAAAUCCACAUUGAUAAAAGUACUUAAAGGGACAUGA